Molecule: messenger RNA, 375 nt
Organism: Ostertagia ostertagi
Lineage: Eukaryota; Metazoa; Nematoda; Chromadorea; Rhabditida; Trichostrongylidae
Source: the annotation of a GenBank genome assembly
AUUUUGAAACUGGUGGACGUUUUCUGUUCCCGUGAUUCAUUAUCACUGGUCACCGAAUUCGUGCCUUAUCACUUGAAUGAUAUCAUUACCGACUCGAGACGUCCGCAAGAUGACGGAUUCCUGAGGUAUCAUUUUACCUUAGAGAACAUCAAACCAGAUCAGUUACCCAAUAUUUCUGUGAAAUCGGUUUUCAUAAAUCAGCAUUUUUUCAAACAAAUCAUCGAAGGUGUGAAGCACAUGCACUCACUUGGCAUAAUGCAUCGGGAUCUGAAACCUGAGAACAUACUGGUCUCAUCGCACAAUAUUGUGAAAAUAGCCGAUUUUGGUCAAGCCUGUCUAUACUUUCCGAACGAGGAUCGCGAAUACGAAGAGAAU